Molecule: messenger RNA, 2694 nt
Organism: Stegodyphus dumicola
Lineage: Eukaryota; Metazoa; Arthropoda; Arachnida; Araneae; Eresidae
Product: next to BRCA1 gene 1 protein-like
Biological process (GO): macroautophagy
Cellular component (GO): phagophore assembly site
Molecular function (GO): ubiquitin binding; zinc ion binding
Source: RefSeq, a predicted model, not a curated record
UGUUUAGAAAGACAAAUAGCAAUGAUCUGAAUGCGUUCUGUGUUGUGCAAUUAUUAAUUUACAUGUGUUAUAAACUAUAGUUGCGAAAUGAGGAUAACUGCUGAUAUAAUAGAUGAAGAACUGUACCCAGAUGAUCAGUUACCAAUAAACGUUGAUGACCCAUUGCCAACUUUAAGAGAAACUGUCAUAAAUGCUAAUAAUAAUAAUGUAUGCCAGUUUGAAAAAGUACAUGAAAUGACCCAACAGUUUAAAACUCUACGCGUAUCUGAUAUACUUGCCAGGGCUUCUAAAGCAAUGGAAAAAGAAGACGUUGCAAAAGCAUCGAGCAGCUUUGAGACUGCUCCAGCAUGGCUGAUACAACAUCUUAAAAAAAUGAAAGAAGAGAUAAAAAAAGAAGUGAUGGAAGAACUUCUUGCCCAAGGGGAAUUUCAGAUACCCAGAGGAGUUAUAGCAGCAAGGCUGGAUAAAAAUCAUUCAUGUUUUAGAGGAGAUGUGGUCCAUGAAGAUAUAUUCUGUGACAAUUGUGAUCAACUGAUUCAUGGCAUACGUUACAAGUGUGGGAACUGUUCUGAUUUUGACUUAUGCCAAGAAUGUGAAAGCUUACCUAAUAUUCACAAUAAAAAUCACGUGUUUCUGAAAAUCCGAUACCCAGUUGCUUUAAAAUUGUACCAGAAGCAAAAAUGGCAUGAAUUGAUGGCCUCAACUUCUGGAAAAAUAUAUGCCAUGAGCUCAAAGAAGGAUCACUCUAAAAAGCUGUAUGCAGCAAAAUUUAUAUGUGACAAAACUGUGCCAGAUGGGACUGUUCUUGCACCAUCUACAGAAUUUGAAAAAAGUUGGAAAGUCAUAAACAGUGGAACUAGAGUUUGGACCCAUGCAACAAAGUUACAACUUAUCCAAGGCUCAGCAGAUCUUGUUCCAACUCAUGAGCAAGUGGAUGUUCCCCAUCUUAAGCCAGGAGAGGAAGGGAUAGUUUCUGUUAAUUUUACAACUCCUUCUACACCUGGUGUAUAUAGAAGUCACUGGAACUUCUGUCACAAGAGUCGUCCAUUUGGAGAUAUUGUUUGGUGUCAUAUUAUUGUAAAAUCAGGAAAAGAAGAAAAUGCUAAAACUACAGAAAGUGAAGAUUUGCAAGGAAAAUCAGAUAAUGUGCUGUGCUUAGAUAUUCAUUGCGAUCAGGAUGUGGAUGAUCAGAGAAAGGAAAUAACAUCCAUUGCACAAGUUUUAACUGCAGUGAAAGAAAAGCAUGAUAGAGGAAACAUAGUGCCCAGGAAACUAGCUGUUAGUUCUCACACUGCAACUCCUAAUAAUACUCCAUUUGAUUUAACUCCUCCAAAAUCUCCUGAUCAUCAUGAGUCUGUCAAAGAAUUACAAGAGGCCCUAAUAGAUAAGCCUGGCAACGAUUCUGACAAUGAAGAUGGAUGCAGUAUUGUAAGUUUAAGCAGUUCUGAAUCUGACACUGAAUUUGUUGUCAUUCCUAUGCCAAAAUGCUUUAAUUUAUCAGAAUCCAUAGUUUCACAGCACAUUCCACAUUUGGCUCAGUAUCUACAUACAGAAACAGGUGCUGACCAAAGCAAAAAACUUGAAAGAGUAAAAUUAGUGCCAGUAGAAAGUCUACAACAGAAUAUCAUCAAAAAGUCAGAAACUGUUUCCCAAGAAACUGGAGUUCCUGAGUUAUCGGAGCAUACUGAUGAAGUCAUCUUAACAGUGGCAGAAAAUGGUGUAGAGACAGAAAAAAAAAUCAACAUUUCUCAUGUAUCUGCCGAUGGCUCUUCAUCAGAAGUCAGCAUUAUUGAAAGUGGAGAUAAUAGUCCAAUAGUAGAAGACGUAAUGCCUACUAUUGAUUCAAUCAACAUAGCUGUAUCAAAUGAUGUUAUUCGUUCAAAGUCUGAUAUUGUAUAUGAAGUGAAAUACCCAGUACCUGAAGUUUUCAAAGAUGAUACUCAGCUUGCAGAGAAGUCUAAUAAAGUUGCACAAACUGAGGAAUCCACAUCUGAUAUUUUGUAUAAUGCAAGUUUUCCAAAAUUUCCUGUGGAAGGUAUAACCAGUGAAUACGAACCAAUGCUUACCUCUAAUGCCUGCGAGGAAAGGACCAUUCAAGUGCUGCCUGAAGGACUUGUGACUGGUGCUCUAAGUGCUGCUGCCUCUGUGUACAAUACUGCCCGUGCCGUGAUAUCUACAAUGCAACAGCCACGGAAUGAAAGGGAUCAUUGCUUGUCUCAAGAACUACCACCUAAUGCAGAUGCACGACUUGGCCCUUCUAGAGCUGAAAACUAUCACUCAGCAACUUUGAAUCCAAUCCAUCAACUUGUAGAAAUGGGAUUUUGCAACAGAGAGCAAAAUGAACAGUUAUUGGAAAAGCACAAGGGGGAUGUUGCCUUAGUUGUUGCUGAGCUAGUGAACUUAAAUGAUAAUGACUGGUAUGCAUCUCGCCAUGCUUCAUCACCUUCUGCAAGCUUUGAUUAGAGGUGUGUGAAAACCAAAUACAAGAUAUCUCUGUAAAACAGCUGUGUCAGUUAUGGUGUAUCAUUUAUAAAUAAUUCUUUUUUCCUUUUGAGGUAGAAUUUUUUCAUGUCCAUUAAUUAUGCUGUUUUUGUUAUAAUUUAACAUUGUUUAUCGCUCUAAUUAUAGUCAGCAAUCUUUUUCUGUGUGCUUAGAAAUGUGUAAAAUAAAAUUUUAAUAAAAAUGUAAUUCGUA